Molecule: messenger RNA, 684 nt
Organism: Talaromyces rugulosus
Lineage: Eukaryota; Fungi; Ascomycota; Eurotiomycetes; Eurotiales; Trichocomaceae
Exons: 4
Coding region: 1-684 (227 amino acids)
Source: RefSeq, a predicted model, not a curated record
AUGGCCGCAACUUCCCCAUAUCUUGUAGCGGGUAGCUUUACCAAAGUCGCCCCUCACCAUACAUCGGUGGAGGCCCUAUGGGACAUUAAAUGGAGGAAACCGUGUUCGAUGGGCAUCUACCCAUUUGUCGAUGGGCACGUGGAGGAUUUUGAUAGACGACGGCUUACUGAACCGUAUGACCCCGAUACCUUUGCGGCGGCAUUCUUCCCUAUUGCAAAAGAACUAGAGGAGAAAGCUGCGCAAGCCGAAACUACAGGAGAUGUAAAGAUCGCGUCACAAUUAUAUCUCCGAGUCGCUGCGUUAUACCGUAUCGCCCGCUUCCCAAUUGCGCGCUCAUCGAAGACAUCUGAAGCGUGGACGCUGGGAAAGGCAGCCUACAUGAAAGCAAGCCUAUAUCUAGACCCGAUCAACACUGAGCUUACCAUUCCCCACAAUCAUUCUGAUGCCUCUGCCGGCGACGGAAAUAUCAUCCACGCCUAUCUUCGACUUCCGCCACAUGCCUCUGCCAUAGAAAAAGUGCCUGUGGUUAUAUUCAUCUGUGGUCUAGAUGCGUAUCGCACAGACCAUACUAGCCGAACCUCUGAACAUAUUCGCCGUGGUUUUGCAUGUCUCAGUAUAGAGAUCCCCGGAACAGGCGACUGCCCGGCUGCAAAGGAUGACCCGACUAUGGUCAAGUAUUCUUGA